This is a messenger RNA of Macrosiphum euphorbiae (potato aphid), 648 nucleotides long. The record is from the annotation of a GenBank genome assembly. Lineage: Eukaryota; Metazoa; Arthropoda; Insecta; Hemiptera; Aphididae.
AUGCCAAAAAAAAAGGGACAAAAGAACAAACUGUGGGAAAAAAUAGCAAAAGUUUUGCAUAAACAGGGCUACACAAACUUUACAGCUACUAAUUGUGAUGAUAAGUGGAGAGGAUUGCUAAACCAGUUUCGAAAGGUGCAUGAUGCAAGUAAAAAAACUGGUGGUAGUGCCAUUAAAUGGAAAUUCUAUAAGCUAAUAGAGGAAGCAAUAGAGCCAAUUGGGAAAAAACAAGCUAUGUCGCCUCCUAGAAACAUAUUAAAAGAGUCAUCUACUUGUGAAGAAACUUUAUCACAGUAUGUAGAAUCAACACCUACUAGACAACUUAACGCUUCAACAUCUGUAGCUAUUUCACCACGGUAUGCAGAACUACCAUCAACUACACCAAAAUCCUCCCCUGAAAUUCUACCAUUGAGCUCGGUCAAAGGAAAAUUCCCAGGAUGGUUCCAAAAGUACCAAGAACAGAAAACAGAACAAACAAAUUUAGCUUUGAGGAAUGCAAACGAAUUACAUAACCGCCUAGAUAAGAUGGAAAAAAGAGAGGAAGAAAUGAUAGCGAUUCAAAGGCAUCUUGUUUCCAAACUUGAAGAAGCUAAUAAUAUUGAACUUCAAAAGUUAGAAGUUUUUAAACAGAUGUUCAAUAAACAAUAA